CCCGUGUCUCCCCCCCAUUUCCCUUUGGCCGCCCCCCUCGUCUCCUCAUCUCCUCGUCUCCUUCGUCUCCUUCGUCUCUUCUCCUCUCCUCCCCUCGUGAAAGCUUCUUUUCUUUUUCCUCCUCUCCUCCUCCUCUCUUAUCUGUUCUUGCCACCCUUCUCAUCUUCGUCGCCCGUUUCACCAUCUACUGCCCUCACAACCCACUCUCUCGCCCCCCCCCCCCCCCCCCCCCCCCCCCCCCCCCCCCCCCCAAAUCCACUCGACUCGUGCCGCGCAUUCGUGCGACAUUACGACACUUGUCAAAGACCCCCGACACCCUAUUGACGCACGCCUACCUCUCCACUCAACCUCCGUCUCAUCUCUUCACCACCAUGAAUGCCCCUCCAGCGCUCGGGUACCCGCCUGGCGUGUCGCUGGCGCCGCGAGGUGCGUAAUACUGUUAGACCGUGGCCAACCAUUGCAUUUCCCCCUGAUCGCUCUGCCUUGAUCAUCCAUGCGGCCGUUAUCUUUGACCUACCUGGCACUUCUCAAGAGACCCCCGUUGGCUUCCCCCCCUUUCAAUCAAACCCACUUAGUCGAGUCAACGAUCUUCAAUUACAACUGACUGACUCGAUUGCCCGUAAUAUUAGACCAGGUGUCACCAACGGCUGCCAACUUUGGCUCCAACAACCCCUUUCGCAACCGUGCCUUGUCUCCCUCCGCUGGCUCAACCACCUCUAGCACUCGCCCUGAACGCCCACGCUCGACAAAUCCCUUCUUGGACGACGCAGAAGCGCUGUCACCCCAGUCUGCUCCUGGGAUGUCCACGGACGCCUCCAUGUUUUCUCCGAUCGAGAGAAAAGACAUGACCAGCAACACUCGGAUCCUUUUUGAGAAUCUGUCAAUCAAACCUACGCCCGCACCUCCUUCCUCUCAAUCCAACGGCACCCGUCCAGCCCCUGAAGGCACUCCACGCGGUCCCUCCAGCCGCCCCCGACCCCCGAGAGAGCGUUCCGACCGCCGGCCCGCAGAGGCCCGAUCAAAGGACCCCUUUGAUAUCUUCGCCGAUCCCCCAAGCCUGACCAAGGUCUCGACAUCCGGUUCUCGCGAGCCUACCUCCUCCCGCCGGCCUCGCCGGAAUUCCGAGUCUUCAGUGAUGGACCGGUCUUCCAAAUUAUUUGACGAUGAUGACGAGAAGCGCCGACGCGAAAGGCGUCAUCGCGAACGAGAGGCUCGUCACCGUGAUGGCAAAUCUCGCUCUUCUCGCAAGGACCGCCGAUUGGAUAUCAUUGAUAAGUUGGAUGUGACGAGUAUCUAUGGAACUGGAAUGUUCCACCAUGACGGUCCUUUUGACGCUUGCAAUCCUCACCGCAACCGAAAGGGCGCCCGCACAGCGCCCAUGCAAGCUUUCCCCAAGGGGUCCAGCAACAUGGCUUUGGGCGGUGCUGGCCCCAAUAACUCGAAUAUUGACCUCGACAUGUUCCACGGCCGAGGGGAAGAAGCCCACAAUGAUUUCUCUCACACAACAGUCCAGCGCAGCGGUACUGAGACUGUCGCCUUCGACCCAACCGCCCGCAUUGACCCCGUUCAUGGUGCAGAGAGCAUGGGUCUUGGAACUAGCACUUUCCUGGAUGGCGCUCCUGCCAGUCGCUCCGCCAUUGCACGUCGCCAGAGCGAGCACGAUGAUUCCGGAUCCGGGGGUUUGCAGCGCAAGAAAAGUCUUGCGCAACGACUGCGCGGGAAGAGUGGCACUGGCCGUCCAAUGCUUUCAUCUCCCACUCAAAACAACUUCUCAUCCCACAACCAAGCUCCGAUGGGUUCCAGCCACUCGGCCUCUUCGCGGGGUGGGGAAAGGAAUCCCUUCUUCCAGGAUUAUGAUGAGGAGUACGACAAGAAGGCCGCGCGGAUUCAGGAGUCGCGAUUGGAGGGUGGAGGUGGUCGCACACGAUCGUCCAGUAGCCCCAAGCAGUCGACAAACCUGGAGCGCAAGUCGACCAAUGAUCGUGCGUACGAUGAGUCGAAGUUGAGUGCAGGUGGUGGCGGAUUCUUGAACCGAAUGAAGAGCUUGCGCAAGCCGCGGCCCGAGCGUCGGACCAGCGACUAAGAGCAUGUGUUCUGAAGAGCGGGAGGUGCAAGGAGAGGGGCAAAAAGAGAAAGUGAUAACCUUAGUCUACCUUACUUGACCCUGGUAGACAGGUAAGAAGAAGCAUUGGGAAGGACGUGCCGAGUGAACGGGGUUUAUCGACUUUGCAUCCAUGGCGCCGGUGGCGUCCGUUGAUAGACCCCGUUCUUGAUGAUUUCUUUUUUUUCUAUUAUUCUGUGUGUAAUACCCAACAUUGUUCGCCGCCAGCAUUUGGGCGCCGCAAAAUGGCGUUGACAUAAAUGGAGUCGGUUGCUUGAUUGAUGAAUCCUUGGUUGUGUUUUUGAUUCUCGUUCCAUCUUUUGCUCGUUGCUUUGCCUCUUCCUCUUCCUCUUGCUCUUCUUCUGUGCUUCUCUUGCGUGACACGUAUGAUACAGCAACACACCAUGUCCUUGUUCUGUUC
This is a messenger RNA of Penicillium brasilianum, 2522 nucleotides long. The record is from the annotation of a GenBank genome assembly. Lineage: Eukaryota; Fungi; Ascomycota; Eurotiomycetes; Eurotiales; Aspergillaceae.